Messenger RNA from Anoplopoma fimbria (sablefish), 2689 nucleotides. It is a transcript of the gene cdt1, whose product is annotated as chromatin licensing and DNA replication factor 1. Gene Ontology annotation, molecular function: DNA binding; DNA polymerase binding. Gene Ontology annotation, biological process: mitotic cell cycle; DNA replication checkpoint signaling; DNA replication preinitiation complex assembly. The record is from RefSeq and is a predicted model, not a curated record. The transcript is spliced from 10 exons. Lineage: Eukaryota; Metazoa; Chordata; Actinopteri; Perciformes; Anoplopomatidae. The coding region runs from base 122 to 2152 and encodes 676 amino acids. Gene Ontology annotation, cellular component: nucleus.
CCUUUCUCCUUCCGGUUAAGUGUGAAUGUUUCCGGAAGUCGGUUGUCGAUGGGACAGUAUUUAUACCGUUACAGACUUCAGAGGAUUGUAGGUUCCCGUGUCCACUCCAAGCAGCAGGAACAUGUCUCAGGCUCGAGUUACUGAUUUCUUUUCUCAGAAAAAGAGAAGUCUCAGCUGUCUGAAGCCAGCCAAGCAGCACGGGAGAGCAGCUGUCGGCACCAGGUCAACAUCCUCCAGAAACAAUGGCUUCCUCUGCUCGUCCUCCGUCCAUGAAGAGUUUGUCAGAGUUAUCGACGAGGCAGUGGAGCUGAACGACGGGGUUCGUGUUGUAAGUAAUGCGACCGACGACCCCACCUCCAGUCCCCGGACCCCGAAGCGGACCUCGGCCGAGUUUGAGGUCGGAGUGCUUUCAGCCACCGCCGACCACAGCACGGCCAAGAAGAGACGAGAGGAGGUCGUGACCGUCCAGGAGAGAGGAACCAGAACCAAGGCCAGGAAGAAGCUGGUCCUCCCCCAAGACACACCGCAGGCUGUAGUCAGAUCCAUGUCCAGUGAGGGCUCUCAUCAGCACUCAGCUCCGGCAGCCCCUGUUUCUGGACAGAAGGCUGAGAACCACCUUCACGUCCAAACCAACAGCUGUCCACAGAGGGGGGUCAACCGCAAGAACAAUAAAGGACAGGAUAGCACGGCUUUGUGUAAAGAGAGCAUUGCAACCCUCAAGUCUCGCCUUCAGAGGAUCAAGAAACGCACAGAGGAAAUAACCAGCGCUUCUUCCCCUGCUUCAGCUUCCACAUCCUCCUUGUCUCCAGCCGGUUCAGCUCCUCACAAAACAACCCCACCUGUCCCCCAAACCAUCCCACUUGCUGCCUCAGAUGCAAAGCCCCUUAAGUUCACUCUAGCCCGAGUCAAAGAGCUUGCAUCAAAAGCUCAACGGAGGAAGGAGGAGAGAGAAGCCGAGGAGAGCAAGCUGAGUGAGGACAGUACCGGGCAGCCAGCAUACCAGCGGUACCACGCUCUUGCCCAGGCGGCACCACCAAGCCUGACCCUGCCUUUCCAGUACAAGGUGCUGGCAGAGAUGUUCAGGAGUAUGGACACGUUGGUGGCCAUGCUGCAUAACCGCUGCGAGACAGCCACCUUUGGCAAGAUCAAACGGGGAGUUCAGGACAUGAUGCACAAGCGGUUUGAGGAGAGCCAUGUUGGUCAGAUAAAGACAGUGUUUCCUGAGGCCUACACAUUCAGACAGGAGAAGAAUGUCCCAACCUUCAACAGCAGCAUUAAGAAGGGCGGCUACCAGCUCACUGUAGAGCCUGUCAUUUUCUCUGACCAGAAUGAGGCGCGUCCUGUCCUGUCAGCCUCUAGCCUCCUGGAGAGAAGACGCAUCUUCCAACUGAAUCUGCUCUCUAUUGUCAAACGGCACCACAAGAUCUUCCUGUCCUUGUUAGUUCCUCCAGUGUCUGUUCCUGAAGACAAACUGACCCGCUGGCAUCCUCGCUUUAAUGUGGACACUGUCCCAGCUGUCUUAACUAGCUCGCUGCCUCAGCCUCCUUACACUGACAAACUGGCCACUGCUCAGGAGGUGCUGGACACGGCUCGAUCACUCAUAACGCCCAAGAUGGAGAAGGCUCUGAUUUCCCUGGCUCAGAAGACAGAAGAUAAAGCUGCAGAGAGUAAGGAGCCAGCAUCUCCACAGAACCCAACAGUCCCCCAAGUAUCCGCUCCAUCGACCGCCCCUGCAGUUCAGGUCCCAACGUCCUUAAAAGGAGUGUCCCAGUCACUGCUGGACAGAAUUCGUGCAAAAGAGGCCCAGAAGCUCCAGGCAGCCAUGACACGAAACCCCAUACAAGAGGAGCGCCUGCUGAUGAUGUCACGGCUUCCUGAGCUUGCCAGGAUUCUCCGGAACGUUUUUGUUGCAGAGAAGAAACAAUCUUUAAUUAUGGAAGUGGCCUGUAACAGGAUGGUGGCCAGCUACAGAUCUGCUCUCAGUACAGGUGAAAUGGAGAAAAUGAUCCGUCUGCUGGCAGAAGUGGCUGCUGAUUGGCUGACCAUUCAUCCAAUAAGGAAGGACUUCUACCUGAAGUUAAACAAGAACAUGGAGCUCAACAACGUUCUGGACAAACUGAGCAGCAGACUCCAAGAGGAGGAGAGAAUCUGAGAUGUAAAUGACAGAAUGAUGACCCAGUGAAUUUCUCACGCCCUUGAUGUGAGAGCUGCAAGCAGACUGAAGGCUAGUUGCUAUAAAGUCCAAUAUCUUUAUGUGAAUUGCAGUAGUUUGUGGAUAGAAGGCAAGAAUAUCUGACAUGUUAAACACAGUGGUGUUUUGUUUUAUGCCCUGCCGUCAAGGCCAUACAGAAAUGGUCACAGAUUGAUCUGGGCACAGCUCCAGCACAUAAGUCUGUCCCAAAGGUACGGCCAGACCUAAUGCUGGCGUUUAUUAUUCCACCAAACCCGUGUUGUAAAGUGGCUGUUUUAACCAAAGUGGCUGUUUUAACCAAAUUUCUGUAAUAUUGACUGCUUUGUUUUAUUUUUCCUCCAUGAAAGGGUUAUGUAAGAGUCUUCUUUCAGUCAUUUUAGAGAUCAAUUUUCUACAAUGUAGAACUGAUGAGUGUUGACAUUUUUUUGAGGUCACUGUUUGAUAAUGUUUAAGAAAUACAACCAUUUGUCCAAGUUCUGCUGCCUCCACUUGUGGUUA